AUAAUAACGAGCGCACAGCGUUGGAUGACUUUAGUAGCGAAAAGAUUGAAGACGACGACACAACGAGUGUUAUUUUUCAUACACAUCUCAUACAGUGCUGUGAAUACACGAUGGGAUUCGUCGUAUUCUUCGUUAUUGCCGUUCUCGGUCUUCAUUGUUUCAAUAAUUUAGACAGCGUAUCUGCGGAAGCCACAAAGACCACGCCGUGCGGACAAAAUGAGAUAUACAUGAACUGUGCCGUGGAGACAUUCUGUUCUGAAUAUGAACGCAUUUUUGGAAACUCCAGGGCGACGAGAGACUCAAGAAGAUGCAUUGAGGGCUGCGUUUGUAAGCGCGGUUACGCGCGGUUAAACCACAAAAUGUGCAUCUUAGAAUCCGAAUGUCGGUUCUACUACUAAAUCCAGUUAUCAAGUGACCUCUACAAAUUAAAACGCAAAAAACGAGCUCGGAUAAGGCACAGCGAACAUAAAAAAAGGAGCUGAUAAAACGCCUGUCAGCGAUUUAUAAGUCUUAAUCUGUUCAGAAACAUCUUUAAAAUUACUUAUGCAUUGUGUAAUUACACAUAAAUGUGAUUAUAUAUGUAUAUCGAUAUAGUCAAGUGAUUUAAAACAAAUAUAUCUUAUCAAUGUUCCGAUAUAAAAACGAAUAUCGAAAAAAUGCCGUGCUAUAAUUUAAAUUGGAUAAAUUAUGAAUUGUUUAAAUAUGUUUGCGCGCAUCGACGACAAUGCACCUGAAAGGCAAGGAGUACAUUGAAUGCGUAAAACGAAUGAACAGGCGAAGCAAGAACGUUUUAAUGGAGACAGCUGUUGCAGUUAAGAGUUGUUAGUUACGAUCGCUUACCAUCGCUGCUUUUGUGUAAUAUAGGGUAUAACUUUCUUUUCAUGCAUAGUUCGUAUUCUGAGUAAUCAACCGACAUGUGAUAUAUCAAGACACUUGUAGUUUUAAUGUUCUUUCUUUUAUUGCAUCACCAAUAACAUUAUAUAACGGUCGAAAAUUUUGUUUUUCAGAUAUCUUAAUUUUAUUUGCAAUGACUUAAAAUCAAUCUGACUUAAAAAUAACUCAAACUGACUUGAAUUAUUUAGUUAUUGAUCAAACUAUGUAUACACAAUCAUGACUAUUAUAAGGAUUUGUUAAAUUUUGUCGACGAAUUAAAAAAAUAAUUCUGAAAAUGAUCGUUUUCAGUAAAAGAAACUCACAUCAAAUGUAUAAUAAAUGUCUAAUUUAAUUGUUUAA
Wasmannia auropunctata (little fire ant) is the source of this 1233-nucleotide messenger RNA. Its product is annotated as chymotrypsin-elastase inhibitor ixodidin-like. The transcript has 2 exons. NCBI's taxonomy places the organism in Eukaryota, Metazoa, Arthropoda, Insecta, Hymenoptera, Formicidae. The record is from RefSeq and is a predicted model, not a curated record. Bases 111 to 398 code for a protein of 95 amino acids.